Coffea arabica (coffee) is the source of this 4245-nucleotide messenger RNA. Lineage: Eukaryota; Viridiplantae; Streptophyta; Magnoliopsida; Gentianales; Rubiaceae. The record is from RefSeq and is a predicted model, not a curated record.
AUGAGGGAGGAGCUAGAACCUAUUCAAGAGUGGAUGGACCGAAUAGAAAAAUCUCAUACUUCGACAAAAUCCAGUCGUCAUAGACUUACUCUCUCGGAGUCGGGUAAUUCUAAUGAGGAAGAAGAGGGGUUUGAGAGGCAUUCUAAAGCUGACCUGCGUAACCCUAAGCGUGGAGAUGAUGUCAUUAAGGAUGUGAAACUCAAAAUUCCUACAUUCCAAGGGAAAUCUGAUCCCAAAACUUAUUUGGAGUGGGAGAGGAAGAUCGAGAUGGUUUUUGAAUGUCAUAGUUACACGGAGGAGCAGAAAGUAAAACUUGCAGCCGUGGCGUUCAAUGACUAUGCAUCGGUAUGGUGGGAUCAACUACGCCUUAGUCAUAGAAGGAAUCGUGAGAGGACUGUAGAGACUUGGGAGGAGUUACGAAGAUUGAUGAGAAAGAGAUUUAUGCCUAACUAUUAUCAUCGGGAAUUGCACGAUCGAUUACAAGCUCUUACUCAAGGCAAUAUCUCCGUAGAAGAUUAUUUCAAGGAGAUGGAGACGGCCAUGAUAAGAGCUGAUGUGCAAGAUAAUUUAGAAGCAAUCAUGGCGAGCUUUUUGCGUGGAUUAAAACCAAAAAUAGUUAAGAUACAACCGGGAGGGGCCGUUAUUCGUUGGAGCCCGUCUAACCGUCUCCGACGGUGCGCGUGUAAGGAGAAGUAUGCCUACCCGAACGCCCUCGUGUUUGCUCUGGAUAAGGAGCGUAAGGUGUUGGCUAGAGAGAAUGCUCGACUUGAGGUCGAUGCAAUCCAGGGUAGAGCGACUAACGAGAAGCAAGCUGCACGUAUUAAAGAGCUAGAAUACGACGUGCUUGAGGCCGAGGAUAGAGUUGACGACCUCUGCGCUCAAUUAAGGGAGGCACGAGAGCGCGAGAUUAAGCGAGCUCGUAAGGUCAGGGGUCGCGCUGAGUCGAUCCUUAAUCUGUGUGACGACGGCCUUGAGGAGUAUAGUGAUGAAGCUUCGUCUGCAGGUGGAGCUUUAAUGGGAAAAACACCCCAAGAAGCUCAUAAUUUGAUAGAAGAAAUGGCAGCAAAUAACUAUCAAUGGGCCAAUGAGAGAGGUAAUACAAGACGUCACGCAGGUAUGAUAGAAAUGGACACUCUCAAUAUGCUGAGUGUUCAAAUGAAUAAUGUGAUGAAAUUGCUAAGUAGACAAGGUCCAAGUUCAUCUAAUGCACAUGUAGCAUGCUGUUCUGUAUGUGGAGGUGAACAUGAUACUAAUGAGUGUGUCGAUUCUGAACAGGUACAAUUCGUCAAUAAUUACAAUCGUAAUGCUCAAAAUAACCCCUACUCGAAUACUUACAAUCCGGGAUGGAGAAAUCAUCCAAACUUCGGAUGGAAGGAUCAAGGAAAUCAACAAAGGCCAACCAAUCCGCCGGGAUUUCAACCAAGGCAACCACAGGCUGAAACUAAACCAAGUUGGGAGAUCGCGGUGGAAAAACUUGCUAAGGUGACUUCGGACAGAUUUGAACGAGUAGAAGGGAGACUGGAUCAACUCACUACAAUGUACAGGAAUGUAGAGGUCCAAAUUGGUCAAAUUGCUAGUUCUUUGAAUAAUCGAAAUCAAGGAGAAUUACCUAGUAAAACAGAGGUCAAUCCUAAGGAGCAGGUGCAAGCCAUUACUCUUCGUAGUGGUAGACAAUUAGAAGAUCCUCCAGUGAAGGAAGUUGAGAAAGAUGAGAAUGAAAAACAAGAAGAAAAGCAGAGGAACCAAGAGGCGAUUGUGGAGGAAAAUAGGCGGGAGAAUCCAAGAGAAAAGCAACCAUCAUCUUCCACUACCAUUCCAAUACCCCCUGCGGUUCCAUUUCCACAAAGAUUAAAGCAAAAUAAGUUUGAUAAAGAUUUUGAAAAAUUUGUUAAACUUUUCAAACAAUUGCACAUUAACAUUCCUUUUGCCGAUGCUAUUUUGCAGAUUCCAUCUUAUGCGAAAUUUCUCAAGGAAAUCAUGACUAGAAAAAGAAAGUUGGAAGACUGCGAAACAAUAGCAUUAACGGAGGAAUGUAGUAACGGUUGCAAACCAGUGGUGGAAACACAAAGAAGACUCAAUCCAAACAUGAAAGAGGUGGUAAGAAAUGAAAUUCUUAAAUGGCUUGACGCAGGUAUAGUUUUUCCUAUCUCCGAUAGUGUUUGGAUUAGUCCAAUUCAUGUGGUACCAAAGAAAGGUGGAAUGACUACAAUCGUGGGUAAAAAUGAUGAAUUAAUUCCAUCUAGACUUGUGGUAGGGUGGAGAGUGUGUAUCGAUUAUCGUAAGUUAAAUACGGUAACAAGAAAAGAUCAUUUUCCCCUACCAUUUCUUGAUCAAUUAUUGGAGCGAAUAGCCGGAUAUGAAUUUUACUGUUUUCUUGAUGGUUUUUCAGGAUAUAAUCAAAUAGCUAUAGCUCCAGAGGAUCAAGAGAAAACCACAUUUACAUGUCCUUAUGGCACUUUUGCCUUUAGAAGAAUGCCAUUUGGGUUAUGCAAUGCUCCCGCAACUUUUCAACGAUGCAUGAUGGCUAUUUUUUCUGAUUAUAUUGAGAAAAUUAUGGAGAUAUUUAUGGAUGAUUUUUCUGUGUAUGGUUCAUCUUUUGAUCAGUGUCUUCAUAAUUUGGAAUUGAUUUUGCAGAGAUGCGAGGAAACAAAUCUUGUACUGAAUUGGGAGAAAUGUCAUUUUAUGGUAAAAGAAGGAAUUGUUUUAGGACACAAGAUUUCCUCCAAGGGAAUUGAGGUGGAUCAAGCCAAAAUAGAAGUCAUCGAAAAAUUGCCACCCCCAAGCAAUGUCAAGGGGAUAAGGAGUUUUUUAGGACAUGCUAGCUUUUAUAGACGUUUUAUUAAAGAUUUUUCUAAAAUAGUAAAGCCAUUAUGUGAUUUAUUAUGUAAAGAUACUCCUUUUCAAUUUGAUGACAAUUGUUUGGUUGCAUUUGAAAGGUUGAAGAAGGAAUUGAUUUCGGCCCCAAUUAUAACUUCGCCUGAUUGGUCACUACCAUUUGAAUUGAUGUGUGAUGCAAGUGAUUAUGCGGUUGGAGCAGUUUUGGGACAAAAGAAAGAAGGACGGUUGCACGUCAUUUACUAUGCUAGCAAGUUGCUAAAUGAAGCACAACUCAAUUAUGCAACCACAGAAAAAGAGCUAUUGGCAGUGAUAUUUGCUUUGGAUAAAUUUAGAUCUUAUCUAGUAGGAUCUAAAGUUAUUAUAUAUACGGACCAUGCGGCUCUUAAAUAUUUGUUACAUAAAAAAGAUGCAAAACCAAGACUAAUUCGGUGGAUUCUUUUAUUGCAGGAAUUUGAUGUGGAAAUAAAAGACAAAAAGGGAACAGAGAAUCUAGUAGCGGAUCAUCUAUCACGCCUAGAAUAUAUUCCAGUCAAGGAUCAAGUUCCUAUUCACGAGAAUUUCCCGGAUGAGUUUGUCCUAGCAAUUAUCAAUUCUCCAUGGUAUGCUGAUAUUGCUAAUUUUUUGGUAAGUGGAGAGAUUCCAAAGGGAAUUAAUUACCAUCAAAAGAAGAAAUUCUUACAUGAUGUCAAAAGUUACUUUUGGGAGGAACCAUUGCUGUAUAAACAUUGUGCCGAUGGUAUGGUACGUAGAUGUAUUCCCGAAAACGAGACAUCACUCCCGUACCAUCCUCAAGCCAAUGGACAAGCGGAGCUAGCUAAUCGUGAGAUAAAGCUCAUUUUGGAGAAAACUGUGAAUAAAUCACGCAAGGAUUGGGCUACAAAGCUAGAUGACACACUAUGGGCUUACCGAACGGCAUUUAAGACUCCCUUAGGGAUGUCGCCGUAUCGUUUAGUCUAUGGAAAAGCUUGUCACUUACCUGUAGAGAUUGAACAUAAAGCUUAUUGGGCUAUUAAAGCAAUUAAUAUAGAUUUUAAUCUUGCAGGUGGAAGGAGAUUACUUGAGUUGAGUGAAUUGGAGGAACACCGGUUACAUGCAUAUGAAAAUGCCAAAAUUUACAAAGAAAAGAUCAAAUAUUGGCAUGACAAGCACAUUAUUCCUAAACAAUUUCAGGUAGGGCAAAAAGUGCUUUUAUUCAAUUCACGCCUGAGGUUAUUUCCAGGAAAAUUGAAGUCAAGGUGGUCUGGACCAUUUGAAGUCACUCAAGUAUUUCCCUAUGGAGCGGUUGAAGUGGCAAAUUCAAGAAAUGAAAGGUUUAAGGUCAAUGGACAACGAGUGAAACCCUACUUGGCAGGUGAAAUCGUACCCAAAGGACUCAUAUGUCUUUUGGGCGACUCUUCUUCAAAUUAA